GGGCACAACCUCGGCUUAGCAUAUUUAAAUUCACAUAUCGCCUCACUAUCAAUCCUUCCAGGUUGUCACCUGUCUUAAGGGAUAAUGCUAAUGCUCCAUCAUGUUUGGCUUCGACAUCGAAUUUCGCCGUCACCGGUGGGCCUUGAUCUACUGCUCCAUCUCCGCCAUCGGCGCCCUGGUGUUUGGUUAUGACAACACAUACUAUAGCGGGAUUCUAGGCAUGCAGGAAUUCAAGAAUGACUACGGCGAUCACUAUGAGGAUGGUGCGAAAGCAUUAGCGACGAGCUUUACGUCGCUGACUACCUCCAGCAUCUACAUCGGGGAUAUGCUGGGAGCACUCAUAGCAGGGCCCCUCAAUGAUCGCUUUGGUCGGAAAACAGUUCUCUGGAUUGCUUCGGCGUUUGUGCUUGCUGGAGGGGUGACCCAGGUUGCUGACACCCACAUUGAGGGUGUUAUUGUGCUUGGCCGCAUUCUAAUUGGGCUUGGAGUGGGCAACUUUACUGUUACGUCGCUACUCUAUAUCGGAGAAGUCGCACCAAUGGAGAUCCGGAGUCCAGCAUUGUACAUGUACCAGUUCCUGCAAUCCUGCUCGCAGCUAGUCGCCUCCGGCCUCACCCAAGGCACCAAUUCCAUCCACUCGUCUCUAUCCUACAAACUACCUAUGGGUGGACUCGUCAUACUGCCCCUUUUCAUGCUCUUCUUCCUACCCUUCAUCCCUGAAACCCCAACGUGGUACGUGUUCCACAAUAGAGAAGAAGACGCCAAACGCGCUCUCCUCAAGAUCAACCGCAACGACCGUACCUACGACCCCACAGCCGACCUAACCUUCCUCACGCAAGCCCGACGCUACGAAGAAGCCCAAGGAGAGGAAUCCUCCUGGCUCGCCCUCCUACUCGACCCCAUCGAGCGCAAAAAGCUAAUCUGGGCCUCAGGCGGCAUGUACGCGCAACAAAUAUGCGGCAUAAUCUUCUUCUACAACUACGGAGUCGUAUUCGCCGAAGCCCUCGGCGUCUCGCAACCCUUCACCAUCACCCUCAUCACGAUGAUUCUGCAAAUCUUCGCCGUCGCCGCGUCCAUCCUAACAGGAAACCGUCUCCGCCGACGCACCAACCUCCUCGCCAGCACCACCCUCAUCCUCAUCGCCUUCAUCAUCAUCGGUGGCAUCGGCACCCAAUCCACCCUCACCACCGCAUCCAAAUACAUCAUCGUUGUCUUCUCCUACGUCGUCAUCUGUGCAUACAACUUUGGCCUCGGCCCACUUACUUACGCCGUAUCCCGCGAGCUCUCGGUCGGCGUGAACCAGAACAAAAUCAUGUCAGUAUCGAUCGUGGCACUGUAUUUCUUCCUCUGGGUGAUUUCUUUCACGGCGCCGUAUCUGUAUUAUGACGCUGGGCUUGGUCCGAUGGUCGGGUUCGUGUAUGCGGGUACGACGCUGACAUCGCUGAUUUGGGUGUGGUAUUGUGUGGGUGAAACGCAGGGGCGGACGAGGAUGGAGGUCGCCAUGUUUUUCACGGAGAGGGUUCCGGCACGGAGGUGGAGAGCGCAUGUUUUCGCGAAUAGGGGAGGAGAUGAGAAGGAGGAUGUAAGGGCUGAGCAUGUGGAGGAUAAGGCCUAGCAGCUAUGUGAAUCCUUGGGGCUGGGGCUGGUUACGAUCCUUCUUGGUAUAUUUUUGGGUAGGAGGCAGCAGUGCUAAGUUAUUGAAAUAUAUUUCAUAC
Molecule: messenger RNA, 1715 nt
Organism: Aspergillus piperis CBS 112811
Lineage: Eukaryota; Fungi; Ascomycota; Eurotiomycetes; Eurotiales; Aspergillaceae
Product: sugar transporter
Exons: 2
Coding region: 101-1615 (504 amino acids)
Biological process (GO): transmembrane transport; carbohydrate transport
Cellular component (GO): membrane
Molecular function (GO): carbohydrate:proton symporter activity
Source: RefSeq, a predicted model, not a curated record